AUGUCUUGCAAAAAAGGAGGUAAAUCAAAACGACAUUUUCUUUUAGCUAAGCUCGUUACUGAAAGUGAUAAAAGUGCUCCUUGUGCAUUUUGUAACCGUGAUGUUGACGAUGAAAUUAUUUAUGGCAAAUUAUACUCUAUCGGUGAUAUACAGUGUCAUUAUUUCUGUGUGCUCCUGUCAUGCUGUUUGGUGCAGAAGGGUAAAGACGAGGAGGGCCUUUUUGGAUUCCUUUAUCCGGACAUCAUUGCCGAAAUUGAGAGGAGUAAAAAGCAUAAAUGUUCAUACUGCGGGCGUGAUGGGGCAACAUUAGGGUGCAGUGUGUCGCAGUGCCGCAAGCAAUUCCACCUGCCGUGUGGAAGGGAGAGAAAUGCAGUCUCCCUCUUCUACGGUAACUUUAAAUCAUUUUGUGAGAAGCACGCCCCAAGGCAGAGGCUAAAUGACGAAAUAAUGGCCAAGGUUAAGGUCCGCAAAUCGCAAAGAAAGAAGUUGUCUCCACCAAAAAGCUUAGAGAUAGCAGCGAAUAAUAUGAGUAGUUUGAAUAUAUCAGACGGUGGUAAUGAGAAUCCACCGUGUGUAGAAGCGGAGCCAAACCAGGAGGUUGAGGCGGUCUGCGUGAUAUGCUACGAGAAAGUUGACGGAUAUCCCACUUUGAACACAUUCUGGCCCCCUUGCUGUGCCAGGGACGCCUGGUUCCACCGGAAUUGCUUACAGAGAAUGGCGUUGAGUGCGGGGAUGCAUUAUCUAAAAUGUCCACUUUGCAACCAGAAGGAAGCGUUCUACGAGGCAGUCUUGAGCCAAGGAUACUAUGUGCCGGAUCGUGAUGCAGCUUGGGAGCUGGAACAGAAUGCCUUCGCCGAGAUAUACGAGCGGCCCAUCACCUGCUCGGCCACGGAGUGCGCCUGCCCGAUGGGAAGGGAUUAUGAUGCGGAAACAGGGGCUUGGGAUAUAAAGCUGUGCAUACUGUGCGGCAGCUCGGGAGUGCACGCGCAAUGCGCGCAGGCGGCCGCUGGUGGCGAUGGCAGCGGUGGCAAUGGUGGCAACGGUGGCAACGGUGGCAACAGUGGCAGCGAUGGCAACGGUGGCGGCUGGGAAACGUACUUACGCCACGUGUGCGCCACCUGUGCUCCUGCCGCUCCCGUCGAUCUGGACAAGCUUGUCGUCAGCAUAGACACAGCCGAGGCGCCGGCAGCGGGGGCUGCGCCCGGUAGCGCGCGCGGGCGCCCCAUGCCGUGCCGCAUGUCGCUGCGGCGCACCAAGCAGCGGGCGCUUCGCCACCAGCGGGCUGCCGGUUCGGAGAGCAUGCAUGGCGUUCCACCAAUCCGAGUGGAUCGGGUGGAUCAAGAUACAGAAUCGAGCCGGCUGGAACUGAACCUGAAACCUCCUAAGAAGCCGGACAAGGGCCUCAUUGAGCCGAGCUUGCUGAGGAACGUGGAGAACAAACUUCUGUCGCCCCUUAAGCUGUUGGAGAGGGGCCUCUACGAGAGGAUCUCUGAAGCAGACGUCAAGGAUUUCGAACUGGACCCCGAUGAGCUGAUCGCACAGAUGAGGGAGAGGUUAACUAAGCCAAAGCCCCUCGUGGAGAAGAAGAAGAUCGUCAACGACAUACUAGAGAGUGUGCUGGAGAGCCUGCACAGAGAUAAGAAAAAGACCAAAGAGCCGUUGAAGGAGUGGAACUCACCGAAAAAGUGCCUUGAAAUUGAAGUUGAGGAUGUUGAGGCAAGUCCGAUUCAGUGCAACCAACCAACCGCAGAUCAAACAGAGGAUGCGCAGGAGCUUAAGAAAGAUUAUAACAACCCACCGAUCGCUGUUAAGGAGGAGCCUGAACCGGAGGAAGCUGUACCAGAGACAUCUGAUCACCCACCGAAAGUUGAAGGGGGAUUUCAGCCGAUGGAAACAGAGGAGAAGGAAUAUAAAGAGAAUGUGGAAGAAAUAGUAACAGAGGAGAAGGGGCAUCAAGAAUCAGAGAAAGUGGAGGAGUUUGGCAACUCAAAGGGCAUAUCCAACAGCCUCCCUGACUUCGGCAGCCCGAGGAAAGUUAAGCCGGUGCACGUCCAGGACUCGAGCAUGGAGAUAUCGGAGCACGACCACGCGGUCAGCAUCGCCCUGGUACAGACGGAACCAUUAGAGCGCAGCGCCAGGAGUAGCAUCGCAACGAGCAGUCCCAUGAAAGCUAGGACCUUGUUCAAACUCAGCCCCGUCGAUGGAGUGCUGUCAAACAAGCUGGACAUAGACGUGGAGAGCUUCAAGUGCCGCUACCUCGACGAGGUGGGCGGGCAAUACGAGGCAAGCGCUGGCGAGGAGGGCAGGGGAACCACCAAGAGGAAGCUGCUGGAAGGUGGAGUCGAAGCGGAUGCGGGGAAACGGCAGAAGGGGAGGCGCCAGCGGGCGGGUGCUGCGCCCACCCUCGGCCGCGACGCGGCGAAGGGCCGCAGGCGUCAGGAGCGGAGACUCCGGCUCGUGGUCAAAUGCGCGUUGGUGAGGAAGCGCUUGGUGCAGACCACCAUCCAGAGCUUCUUCCGGCCGAGCCGA
Molecule: messenger RNA, 2529 nt
Organism: Iphiclides podalirius (scarce swallowtail)
Lineage: Eukaryota; Metazoa; Arthropoda; Insecta; Lepidoptera; Papilionidae
Source: the annotation of a GenBank genome assembly